Molecule: messenger RNA, 849 nt
Organism: Dermacentor albipictus
Lineage: Eukaryota; Metazoa; Arthropoda; Arachnida; Ixodida; Ixodidae
Source: RefSeq, a predicted model, not a curated record
AUGAUAAUAGGAGUGUCAGACCUUCGUGGGGUAAACCUCUUAAAUGGCACUCCUCAAAAGUUGCUCAAGAUCGCUGAAGCGGCGAAAGCCAGCGGCACGAGGCUGCCAACGGUGAAGAAGCUUCGCACACAAGGAGUUUUUCUACCGGAAAGGAUCGCCAAGGAUGUCGUUUCGAUCUUCGAGCCUGACGAACUGCGAGACUGUUAUGGCAUGACCGAAGUCAGCGGCUUCUUGGCUGUGCCUCCGAGGGGAGAGCUGCCACAAGGAAACGUUGGAUUUCCCGUCUGCGGUACAAAAAUGAAAGUUGUUAAUCCCGAAAACAGAACGGUUUUGGGUGCGAUGGAAAUCGGCGAAGUGCUCUUCCAAUCCCCAUACGUCAUGCGGGGUUAUUACAAGAACGCUGCAGCUACGAGAGACUUCAUUGACAGUGAAGGAUGGUUACACACAGGCGACCUCGGCUAUUACGACAACGACGGUAGGCUGUUCCUCGCUGGGCGGCUGAAGGACACCAUGUUCCGCAUGUCGAAGCACAUGAAUCCGGCCGAAAUAGAGCAAUGCCUCUACGCCCACUGGGCCAUCGCCGAGGCAGCCGUGCUACCAGUUCCCAGGGACGACACCGACGAUGACCCGGCUGCUAUCAUCGUUCUCAAAGAGGGCAUAGUCGGGGACCAGAGGCUGGCCGAGGAUAUAAAAGCAUUCGUCGCUGAGCGACUGGCGCCGUACAAGCAUCUGCACGGGGGAGUAUUCUUCGCAGAAUGCAUUCCAAAGACAAGCUUCGGGAAAUUUAAAAGACGGCUACUGCCCGAUAUGCUCAAAUCACUCAAAGGAAUUGACAAAUCAUCCUCGUAG